UCGGCUCCGAUCGCCAGCAGAUAUGAGCGGCCAUGAUUCAAAGUACUUCUCCACAACUAAGAAAGGAGAAAUCCCUGAACUCAAAGAGGAACUCAAUUCUCAGUACAAGGAUAAGAGAAAGGAUGCUGUUAAAAAAGUUAUUGCAGCUAUGACAGUUGGGAAGGAUGUUUCAUCACUUUUCACAGAUGUCUUGAACUGUAUGCAGACCGAAAAUUUGGAGCUCAAAAAGCUUGUUUACUUGUAUCUCAUCAAUUAUGCUAAAAGUCAGCCUGAUCUGGCAAUACUUGCAGUUAAUACCUUUGUGAAGGAUACUCAAGACCCAAAUCCUUUAAUCCGGGCUUUAGCUGUUCGAACAAUGGGAUGCAUCCGAGUUGAUAAAAUUACUGAAUAUCUUUGUGAUCCCCUCCAGAGGUGUCUUAAGGAUGAUGAUCCUUAUGUUCGAAAAACAGCAGCUAUAUGUGUUGCUAAACUUUAUGACAUCAAUGCUGAGUUAGUUGAAGAUAGGGGUUUUCUGGAUGCUCUCAAGGAUCUGAUAUCUGACAAUAACCCAAUGGUAGUAGCAAAUGCUGUUGCAGCACUUGCUGAAAUUCAAGAUAACAGCAGUACACCCAUUUUUGAGAUCACUAGCCAUACUUUGUCAAAGCUGCUUACAGCUCUAAAUGAAUGCACUGAGUGGGGUCAAGUUUUCAUAUUAGAUGCACUUUCCAAGUACAAGGCAGCUGAUGCACGCGAAGCUGAAAAUAUUGUAGAGAGAGUUACUCCAAGACUGCAACAUGCAAAUUGUGCAGUAGUUCUUUCAGCUGUGAAGAUGAUCCUUCAACAAAUGGAACUUAUCACUAGCCCUGACGUCGUAAGGAAUUUGUGCAAGAAAAUGGCUCCUCCUCUUGUAACAUUACUUUCUGCAGAACCUGAGAUUCAAUAUGUUGCAUUAAGGAACAUUAACCUUAUUGUACAAAGGAGGCCUACAAUUCUUGCCCAUGAAAUUAAGGUGUUCUUUUGCAAGUACAAUGAUCCGAUCUAUGUGAAGAUGGAGAAGUUAGAGAUCAUGAUAAAACUUGCUUCAGAUAGAAAUAUAGACCAGGUUUUAUUGGAGUUCAAAGAAUACGCUACAGAAGUGGAUGUAGAUUUUGUUAGAAAGGCUGUUCGUGCUAUUGGGCGUUGUGCUAUCAAGUUAGAGAGAGCUGCUGAACGUUGCAUUAGUGUUCUUCUAGAGCUGAUCAAAAUUAAAGUAAACUAUGUUGUUCAAGAAGCUAUUAUAGUCAUCAAGGAUAUUUUUAGAAGAUAUCCUAACACCUAUGAAUCUAUCAUUGCCACACUUUGCGAGAGUUUGGACACGUUAGAUGAACCGGAGGCCAAGGCAUCGAUGAUUUGGAUAAUUGGUGAAUAUGCAGAAAGAAUUGAUAACGCUGAUGAACUUCUUGAAAGCUUUCUGGAAAGUUUCCCUGAAGAACCUGCACAAGUUCAGUUGCAGUUGUUGACAGCAACAGUAAAACUUUUUCUUAAGAAGCCAACUGAAGGACCCCAACAGAUGAUACAGGUUGUUUUGAAUAACGCCACUGUGGAGACUGACAAUCCAGAUCUUCGAGAUCGUGCGUACAUAUAUUGGCGUCUUCUUUCAACAGAUCCUGAGGCUGCAAAAGAUGUCGUUUUAGCUGAAAAGCCAGUGAUUAGUGACGACUCAAACCAGUUUGAUUCAUCCCUCCUUGAUGAGUUGCUUGCCAACAUUGCUACUUUGUCGUCCGUGUACCACAAACCCCCUGAAACAUUCGUAACCCGUGUGAGGACCUUACAGAAAACAGAAGAAGAAGAAUUUCCCGAGGGAAGUGAAGGAGGGUAUUCUGAGACAUCAUCUGCACAUGCUGCUGAUAAUGGUGCAUCGCCACCACCUACUUCAAGCACACCUCCAUAUGCUACAACAAAGCAACCUGCACCUGCUGCUCCUGUGCCAGAUUUACUCGAUCUUAUGGGUCUUGAUGGUGAUGGUGGUGGAGAUAAUGCUGUUGUAUCAGUUGAUCAACCUGUAAAAACUGCAGGGCCUCCACUUCCUGUUUUAUUACCAGCUGCAAGUGGUCAAGGUCUGGAAAUCAGUGCUCAAAUGGUACGCAGAGAUGGUCAGAUAUUUUACAGCUUAAUGUUUGAGAACAACACACAAACUCCACUGGAUGGGUUCAUGAUUCAGUUCAACAAGAAUACAUUUGGUCUUGCUGCUGGUGGACCACUCCAGGUCCCACAAGUGCAACCAGGAACAUCGGAAAGGACCCUUCUUCCUAUGGUUCUGUUUCAGAAUAUAGCGCCAGGUCCCCCAAACUCACUUUUACAGGUUGCCGUAAAGAAUAAUCAACAGCCUGUAUGGUACUUUAACGAUAGAAUCUCAUUGCUUGUGUUGUUUACGGAAGAUGGAAGAAUGGAACGUACUGCCUUCCUUGAGACAUGGAAGUCAUUGCCGGAUUCCAACGAGGUCUCAAGAGACAUUCCAGGCAUUGUGAUAAACAAUGUGGAUGCAACCAUAGAGCAGUUGGCUCCUUCAAACAUGUUCUUUAUUGCCAAGCGUAAGAACGCCAACCAGGAUGUCUUGUAUCUAUCGGCCAAAAUCCCACGAGGUAUCCCUUUCUUGAUUGAACUUACAGCAGUCAUUGGUGUUCCUGGACUUAAGUGUGCCAUUAAAACUCCAAAUCCUGAAAUGGCGCCAUUAUUCUUUGAAGCGCUGGAAACGGUUCUCAAGAGUUAAUUUCUAUUUUGGCCCUCCCCCCUCUUGUUGUUUUCUUGGUCCCUUUGGUUUCUGUAUCUGUUAGCGGAUGUAUAGGUUUUAGGUUUCCGGGGAUCCUUAUUUGGUCAUACCAACUAAGAUUUGCUGAUAAAAAGUUUGUAUCAUUCACUGUAAUUUUGGUGCAUCUUGUUGCACAAAGUUUACACUAUUUUGCAUAUGUUAAUUAUGGAUCUGUAAUUGGUGUGGCACUGAAAUGCAACUUUUUUGUAUAUUGCAAACUGCUGCGGUUUGGUUCUUU
Messenger RNA from Cynara cardunculus var. scolymus (artichoke), 3005 nucleotides. Its product is annotated as beta-adaptin-like protein B. Bases 23 to 2728 code for a protein of 901 amino acids. The record is from RefSeq and is a predicted model, not a curated record. Gene Ontology annotation, cellular component: clathrin adaptor complex; membrane coat. Gene Ontology annotation, biological process: intracellular protein transport; vesicle-mediated transport. NCBI's taxonomy places the organism in Eukaryota, Viridiplantae, Streptophyta, Magnoliopsida, Asterales, Asteraceae. Gene Ontology annotation, molecular function: clathrin binding. The transcript is spliced from 15 exons.